AUGAAUCAUAAGGUAGUUAGUUACCUGAAGCUCGAGGAGGUCAGGAUAGAUCAUAUACAUAUCAGAGCUGCUCUUACAUUAGUUACUAAUUCCACUUUGACUGACCACCAAGCUGUCAUACUCUGCUUGUGUCGCGGAAGAAGUCCACUACGUUCCAGACUAACAAAAACCACAAUAGACCAUGUCGGACUCCAAAGUGAUAUUGCAGGUAUUGAUUUUACACCUAUUUAUGGUACUAACGAUGCCAAUAUUGCGACAGAGCUCCUAAUUGCAUCUUUACAAUUCGCUAUAAAAUCUAACUCGAUUAUUACAAAAAUCUCUCGUCGUAAGAAAGUUAUUAAGCCUUGGAUAACUCCAGGGCUUAUACGGUGUAUGAGGACUCGGGACCGUUUACAUAGGAAAUCAAAAUGUGACCCAGAUAAUCAUAUACUGAAAUUGAGUUACAAGAGGUACCGAAAUUUCUGUAAUAAUUUGUUAAAGAGAUUGAAGAGAAACUUUGAGAGAAAUGAAAUUAUGAGAGCAAAAAAUAACAAUAAACGACUUUGGGAUACCUUGAAAAAAAUUACCUAUACUUCUAAGUCUGACUACAGAGCUAAUGAUUUAAUACAAGCCGCUUCUGUGGCGGAUUCUUUGAAUUGUGUUAAUGAAUAUUUUGUAAAUGUAGGUAAAAGCUUAGCUGACCGCAUAGAUUGCAACAACAGUGGCAAUGUUGACCUGGUACUUGACAGGGUUGGCAACUCUGGGCUUGGUUCAUUUGUACUAUUGAACACAGAUAGUAAUGAAGUAUCUCGAAUGAUUGCCGGCUUAAAGUCUAAAUGUUCUGUUGGCUGGGAUAAUAUCUCUAAUGAUUUGCUCAAGCAACAUUGUCACUUAUUGGCCACACCCUUAACUUAUAUUUUUAACCUUUGUCUGAGUAACGGGACGUUUCCGAGUUGUUUGAAGAAGGCAGUCAUUAUCCCUAUACAUAAAUCGGGUGAAAGAGACAAGGUCCAGAACUAUAGACCGAUUUCUAUCUUUCCUUCGAUCUCCAAACUUUUAGAACGCUUGAUCAAUACUAGGCUUGUACGGUAUUUGGAAUCUAACAGCUUGUUAUCAAAUAGUCAGUUUGGCUUUAGAACUGGAAAAUCUACUGACAAUGCGGUUUAUGAACUUGUAGACUAUAUAGUCCAGAACUUGGAUAAGGGAAACAAAACCUUAGGUUUAUUCCUGGAUUUGGCGAAGGCAUUCGAUACAGUUUCUAUCCCUAUUCUUACAAAAAAACUUGAAAAAAUUGGGAUUAGAGGUGUUCAACUGAAACUCUUUAAUGAUUAUUUAACUGACCGUUACCAAUGCGUCAAAUUUGAUAACUAUUUCAGCAGAGACAUUCCUGUAACUUAUGGCGUUCCUCAGGGUAGUAUACUUGGUCCUGUUUUGUUCUUGAUUUACAUUAAUGAUCUCCUGGAGCUCAAUUCUGUUCGUGGCAAAAUUAUUUCGUAUGCUGAUGAUACUGUUCUACUCUUUUCUGCUGGAACAUGGGAUAGUGUGUUUAGGGAAGCCCAGGAAGCCUCCGGCUAG
Bombyx mori (domestic silkworm) is the source of this 1554-nucleotide messenger RNA. RefSeq lists its product as uncharacterized. Lineage: Eukaryota; Metazoa; Arthropoda; Insecta; Lepidoptera; Bombycidae. The transcript is spliced from 2 exons. The record is from RefSeq and is a predicted model, not a curated record. The coding region runs from base 1 to 1554 and encodes 517 amino acids.